AUGGUCAAGUACGACGAGACCGAGGACGAUGAGGAGAACCCGCCGGACUACAGGGGCAUGCGCCAGCUCCAGCAGCAGUACCAGUGGUCGCACGAGUGCCUGGACGCGGGCGCGGCCGCCUACGCCAAGCGCAAGUAUCGCGCCGCGGUGGACCUCUACGCCGCGGCGUAUCGCCACAGCGGAGGGUCCUCCGGCUCGUUCUCGUUUCGAUACUACUGCGUCGUGAUGGUCACCAACGGUUUGACCCAAACCGACCUGAACGCCACCGAGAAGGACAUCCGGUUCCUGAAGGAGGUGCUCGCGGACGAGAACGAGGAGCACGCGUCGCGCGUGCGCGUCGCCGUCGUCCUCGGCGCCCUGGCUACCAACAUCACCGACUCCGUCACCAACCUCCGCCGCGCGCUAGAGAUCUCCGUCACCAUGUCCAAGGACCAGCGCGAGGCGCGCGUCGUCGGCCCGGAUCCCAAGGAGGACGCUGACAAGUUCUCUCAGGAAACUUCGAUGGUGCAAACCCAGCAGGGCGUACUCGUCGACGCGCUCGCUCAGGAGGCUCGAGAUCACCUGACGCGCAUCGUGGGCGCGGACGCCAAGGAGCUCCAGGUGAAGGUACCCGAGCUUCCCCCGCCGGCGCCGCCGUCGAUAUGCGAUCCUCCCGGUCCCGCCCCUGAGGAGCGCCCCCCGGCGCCGAAGUCCGAGAAGGAGGUUAAAAAGAUGGCCAAGGAGAAGAAAAAGCAGGAAGCGUUGCUCGAGGCGCAGAAGGAAGCCGCGCGAAGGGAGCGCGCGCUGGUCAGGGGGCGCUACGCGAUGGGCAUGGACGAUCCGACCGCCGCCGACCGCCUGUUCAUCGCCGCGCCCGACCUCGGACUGGAGCAGGCCAAGAUCGACUCGAUGCUCAAGUGCUACAUGUGCGGCGAGUGCGCGCUCCCUCACGAGCCCCACGAGUUCUGCUCCAAGUGCCACCUCGCGUGUUACUGCAGCAGGGACUGCCAGAAGCAGCACUGGAAGUGGCGUCACAAGCGCGAGUGCAGACCCAAGGAGGACUUCAAGCCGGGCGACUACGCGUGCCUCGACGCGAAGAAGGUGGUCAACCCGGCCGAGUACGACGACCUCGCCCAGCACGUCGGCGUCGGGCACGGCAUCUGGCUCAUCGUCGGCGUCCUCGCUUCGUACGACGAUGGUCACAACGUGAGGGUCACGAUGGACGGCAGGGACGCCACGAGCAAGGUGUUCGGCCGCGAGGUGCUGUGCCGGCUCCCGCCGUCGUCCCCGGACUUUAACCCGCAGAAGCUUCCGUUGACGCCCAAGUGA
Molecule: messenger RNA, 1308 nt
Organism: Micromonas commoda
Lineage: Eukaryota; Viridiplantae; Chlorophyta; Mamiellophyceae; Mamiellales; Mamiellaceae
Exons: 3
Coding region: 1-1308 (435 amino acids)
Source: RefSeq, a predicted model, not a curated record